AUAUUUCUCCCACUUUUGAUCUGUAUCUUUCUUCUUUUUCUCUGUUUCUGUUUUUCCUCCAUCAACUAAAGGACAAAUUCCAGCAGGAAAAAACUCCAUGGGUUCAUCAAGUAAUCUCUUUGCGUCAAUAGAUAUGGGCACAAAUUCAUUCAAGAUGUUAAUAGUCCAAGCAGACCGAUCGGGUAAAUUCCUAACCAUUGAUCGCCACAAGAAUCCUGUAUGCCUUGGCCGCGAUAGUUCCACUUCUAUCUCCAUAGAAUCCCAUUUUCGUUCUCUCGAGUGUCUCCAACAAUUCAGUAAAAUUCUCAAGUACAACAACGUGUCUCCCCAUCGGACCCGCUGUGUCGCCACUGCAGCACUGCGCGAAGCAGAUAAUGCAAUUGAAUUUCAAAAAGCAAUACAUGAAAAUACUGGCUUAGAUGUUGUCGUUUUGUCCGGUGAAGAGGAGGCAAGGUUUGUUUACUUGGGUGUACUUCAAUUUUUACCUGUGUUUGACAAAAGAGUGUUGGUUGUGGAUAUUGGAGGUGGGUCUACCGAGUUUGUUAUAGGAGAGAAAGGGAAUGCUAUCUUGAGAGUCUCUCUCAAGUUAGGACAUGUCGGUUUGACUCAGAAGUUCCAUACCGAUGGUAUAAAUUCGGAUAUGAGAGAGUUUGUUAGGUUAGUUAUAAAGGAAUCUGGGUUAGUUGAGGCAGUUAAGGAGUGUGGUUUUGAAGUGGUUGUCGGGACUUCAGGCACUAUCAGGGCAAUCGAGAAGGCUGUGUUUUAUAGUUAUGGAGAAGAUUUGGUUGCUGGUAAUGAGAUUUUGUUUAGGGAUUGUAAAAGGGAUUGGAAGUUUACUAGAGGAGAAUUGAGGUGUGUUGUUGACAGGUUGUGCAAAGAAGGAGAGAGAGAGAAGAGUAGGAGAGAUGAGUUUUUCAAGAGAAGAUCAGAGUUUAUUCUUGCUGGUGCAGUGUUAUUGGAGGAGAUAUUUGAGGUGCUUGGAAUUGACGAACUGGAGGUUUCCGAGUAUGCAUUAGGAGAAGGUGUUAUUGCUGAAACUUUGACUCAAGUGUUUGAGGGUUAUGAUCUGAAUGCUAAUGUGAGGUGGCAUUCUGUUGUAAGGCUUGCAACAAGGUUCGGUGAUAAGAGCACAAUUAAAUCUGCUGCGCGAUGUUCUGUAAUUGCAAAAGAGGUUUUUGAGGGCUUGACAAAAUGGGUAGAGAUUGCUGAUAAUCAUGAUAAAAUUGAUACCCACUUGGCUGAAAAAGAUCUUGAAUGUCUUCAAGCUGCCUGUUUACUUCACAAUAUAGGGCUUUUCACCGGUAAAAAGGGUUACCAUAAGCAGACUUACCGAAUUAUUACGAGCGGUGAUUACCUUCAAGGAUAUAGUGAUGAAGAAGUCAAGUUAAUAGCGUUACUUACGAGGCAUCAUAGGAAGAAAUUUCCGAAGUCUGAUCAUUCCACUAUUGCUGAGAUUUCUGAAGAGUUAAAGAAGAGAUUCAGAAUUCUGUGUGUCAUCAUACGGAUAUCUGUCAUGUUACAAGAAAAUGAUUGUCUGGACUUACAAGAUAUGGAAUUUUUAUGUUCUGAUGGAGGAUUCAAACUGAUGUUCAGGGAAGCGAGUGAUAGAACUGCUUCACCUGUGGGAAGGGACAUGGAGAGAAAACUGCAAAAAGAGUUGGCACAGUUCAAGAUUGUAAAAUUUUCAGUCCACUGCCAAUAUUAUUUCCUUUUUUAUCAAAUCAAUAUCGUUACUAUUGUAAAUUCUUGCUCCUUUGAAUGUCAUCAGAUAUUUCAGCGGCUGUUGUCAGUCGAGGUGCUACCUUGCUCUUUAGAAACAUCAAAGAGAUGAAAAUACUUGCACAAACAGAUAUCAGUCUCUCUUAGUUUGCCAUGGAAACUUCCAUAACUCAUACACUGGACCUCAGUAAUUGACCCCAUGUUGGUUGCCUUGAGAACGAACCAGAAAUAAAGUAUACCUGUGUCGUUAUGUUGCUGAACAAAUCAUUCCCUUGGUUGCUUCAAGCAAAAUACAGAAGAAAUAAGUAGAUGAGAAUUUCCCGUGUAUAAUCAUUGGCUGGAUAUGGACCCUAGUAAAUAGUUCCAGCAUUUUGGCUUCAACUAGUCAGGUGUGAUUGUAACAUCAUGAACGUAAUGUCCUCAGGGAAAUUAUGUACUGCCAAAGUGAGAAAUGCGACUGAGAAACCUUUGGAUCACUCUCCAUUCCCUGUUAUUCAGAUUGACUGGUGUUUCCGUCAUCCGGUAUUAUUCUUAGCCAUGCAGAGCGCAGUCUAGCCGAUGCUAGUGGCAUUAAUUGGAGAAUAGUAUAGAAGAGAACAAUUUUUUUUUUUUUUUUUUUUUUUUUUA
Jatropha curcas is the source of this 2346-nucleotide messenger RNA. Its product is annotated as Ppx-GppA phosphatase. The record is from RefSeq and is a predicted model, not a curated record. Lineage: Eukaryota; Viridiplantae; Streptophyta; Magnoliopsida; Malpighiales; Euphorbiaceae. Gene Ontology annotation, molecular function: pyrophosphatase activity.